Messenger RNA from Diplodia corticola, 2919 nucleotides. Its product is annotated as alpha-glucosidase. The coding region runs from base 1 to 2919 and encodes 972 amino acids. The record is from RefSeq and is a predicted model, not a curated record. Gene Ontology annotation, biological process: carbohydrate metabolic process. NCBI's taxonomy places the organism in Eukaryota, Fungi, Ascomycota, Dothideomycetes, Botryosphaeriales, Botryosphaeriaceae. Gene Ontology annotation, molecular function: hydrolase activity, hydrolyzing O-glycosyl compounds; carbohydrate binding. The transcript has 4 exons.
AUGGCCGACGAGGGGCCUGAAACGGCCUUGUCCAGGUACCGCUACAAGUUUCUCUUCGGCGCAUGGCUGCUGGUCACCGGCGCCGCCUUCCUGCGCGUUUCCCGGCAGCCCUACCACUCGCGCCUCAAGUCGGAGCAGUACGAAACCAUUUUCAAGGGCACCUCUCUCGCCGCAGUGCUUGCCGGAAUCGGGCUGAGCGGGGGCUCGAACAGGCGGCGAAGCGAGGCAGCCUCUGAUGCGACGCGCCCGACAGCCAUGCUGCUUGACCCGCUGCUGCUGGUUGCCGCUUUGGGCACCGCUUGCGCUGCAGGCACCAUCUCACCCCGCCAGAGCCCGGCCGCCGCCGACAGCUGCCCAGGAUAUACCGCCUCGAAUGUCGUCGACGCGGGCACCACUCUCACAGCUGACUUGAGCCUGGCGGGUGCGCCAUGCAAUGCUUACGGCGAUGACCUCACCGAUCUCAAGCUUACUGUCGAGUACCAGACCGCCAAUCGCCUCCAUGUGCAAAUCUACGAUGCGGCAGAGAGCGUCUACCAGGUGCCGGAAUCCGUUCUUCCGCGACCUACAGCUGGCAACGGCUCCCUCCCGGCUUCCAGCGCUGCAGUCAGGUUCAAGUGGGUGCAAGAGCCGUUUUCGUUCUCAGUCGUCCGCACGGCGACCAACGAAACCCUCUUCGAUACUGCUGACUCACCCCUGAUCUUUGAAUCUCAGUACCUGAGGCUGCGUACCAAACUGCCCACUGAGCCUAAUAUCUACGGCUGGGGUGAACAUAGUGACCCGUUCCGCUUGAACACCACAAAUUACACCCACACAAUUUGGAAUCGCGACUCGUACGGCGUUCCACCGGGGGGCAACUUGUACGGCGCGCAUCCAGUCUACUACGACCACAGGGGCUCUUCCGGUACCCAUGGCGUCUUCUUGCUGAACUCGGAUGGAAUUGAGGUCAAGAUCAAUAAGACGGAAUCAGAUGGCCAAUACCUGGAGAUCAACACGCUGGGUGGCAUCUUCGACUUCUAUUUCCUCGCAGGCCCUUCUCCAAAGGAUGUCAGCAAACAAUACGCCGAGAUCGUGGGACUGCCCGCAAUGCAAGCCUACUGGGCCUUUGGCUUUCACCAGUGCAGAUACGGAUACCGGGACGUGUAUGAAGUUGCCGAAGUAGUCGCCAACUACUCGCUCGCGGGCAUUCCUUUGGAGACCAUGUGGACUGACAUCGACUACAUGGAUCUCCGCAAAGUCUUCACCCUCGACCCAGCGCGCUUCCCGCUGCCCAAGGUCCGCGAGUUGGUCGACCACCUUCAUGCCCAUCAGCAGCACUACGUCGUCAUGGUUGAUCCGGCCGUUGCUUAUCGCAACAACACGGCCUAUGAAAACGGAGCUUCCCAAGACGUUUUUCUCAAGGCUUCCAAUGGCUCUUACUUCCUUGGUGUGGUCUGGCCUGGCCCAGCGGUGUUCCCAGACUGGUUCCAUCCCAACACUCAGCCGUACUGGAACAGCGAGUUUGCAGACUUCUUCAGCGCCGAGAGCGGUGUGGACAUUGACGCUCUAUGGAUAGACAUGAACGAAGCAGCAAACUUUUGCAACUGGCCCUGCUCAGACCCGUAUGGGUACGCGGAGGCGAAUGACCAGCCACCGGACCCACCCCCAGUUCGACCCAACAGUGGCCGGCCUAUUCCCGGCUUUCCCGACGACUUCCAACCUGCCGGGGUCUCUCCUCCGGACAGGAUGAUGUUCAGGCGUCAGACGUCCGGGACAAAGACUGGUCUUCCAGGAAGGGAGCUUGUAGACCCGCCAUAUCAGAUCAACAACCUUGCUGGCUCGCUCUCAAACAAAACAGUCUCCACAAACGUGAUCCACUACAACGGUUUGGCCGAGUACGACACUCACAAUCUGUACGGCACCAUGAUGUCGACUGCUAGCAGGAUCGCCAUGGAGAACCGCCGGCCUGGCCGACGGCCUCUGAUCAUCACACGCAGCACUUUCGCCGGUGCCGGUAAGGACGUGGGGCACUGGCUGGGCGACAACCUGUCCGAAUGGGAACAAUACAGGUUCUCCAUUGGCCAGCUGCUCCAGUUCGCGGCACUCUACCAGCUGCCAAUGGUCGGAUCUGACGUUUGCGGCUUCGGCUCCAACACGACGGAGACUUUGUGCGCUCGGUGGGCGUUGCUGGGAGCAUUCUCGACGUUCUACAGGAACCACAACGAGCAGGGUGCAAUUUCCCAAGAGUUCUACCGGUGGCCGCUCGUAGCUGAGGCAGCAAAGACGGCCAUCAACACACGCUACCAGCUGCUCGACUACCUCUACACGGCAUUCCACCGGCAGACGCAGACGGGCGAGCCUGCACUCAACCCGCUGUUCUUCUUGUACCCGGAAGAUGCAAACACAUUCGGCAUCGACCUGCAGUACUUUUACGGCGACUCCAUCCUCGUCAGCCCGGUGACGGAGGAGAACGUCACGACAGUCGACGUCUACCUGCCCGACGACGUCUUUUACGACUUCUGGACGGGCGACACGGUCAGAGGCAACGGCUCGUACGUCACGCUGGCCGACGUGCCGUACACGACGAUUCCGCUGCACAUCAGAGGCGGCAGCAUCGUGCCGCUGCGCGCAUCGUCGGCCAACACGACGACGGAGCUCCGCAAGCAGAACUUCACGCUGCUGAUCGCGCCGGGGUUGGACGGCACGGCUAGCGGCCGGCUGUACCUGGACGACGGCGACGCGGUCGAGCAGGCGGCGACGUCGGAGAUCGUGUUCACGUACGACGGGCGGACGCUGGGGCUGGGCGGCACGUUUGGCUACAGCUCGGGGGCGGUGAUUAGCGGGGUGCGGGUGCUGGGCGGGAACAACAGCAGCUCGAGGGUCAUGGCGGCACAAAGAGAGCUGGCCAUCGGGCUGGAUGCACCGGCAGAGGUGGGCUUGUAG